Molecule: messenger RNA, 1388 nt
Organism: Rhinopithecus roxellana (golden snub-nosed monkey)
Lineage: Eukaryota; Metazoa; Chordata; Mammalia; Primates; Cercopithecidae
Gene: SNRPB2
Product: small nuclear ribonucleoprotein polypeptide B2
Exons: 7
Coding region: 129-806 (225 amino acids)
Biological process (GO): mRNA splicing, via spliceosome
Cellular component (GO): U1 snRNP
Molecular function (GO): U1 snRNA binding
Source: RefSeq, a predicted model, not a curated record
GCGCUCGAUUGAGGAGCGUGGCAACGUUACUUCCGGUGCCUGGCUGCGUUUCCUGCUUUUGGUUCUUACGGGAGACGGCGUAGGCCUUAGAUUUUUUACUGUCUCCUUCUGAAGAAUUUAACACAAACAUGGAUAUCAGACCAAAUCAUACUAUUUAUAUCAACAAUAUGAAUGACAAAAUUAAAAAGGAAGAAUUGAAGAGAUCCCUGUAUGCCCUGUUUUCUCAGUUCGGUCAUGUGGUGGACAUUGUGGCUUUAAAGACCAUGAAGAUGAGGGGGCAGGCCUUUGUCAUAUUUAAGGAACUGGGCUCAUCCACGAAUGCUUUGAGACAGUUACAAGGAUUUCCAUUUUAUGGUAAACCAAUGCGAAUACAGUAUGCAAAAACAGAUUCGGAUAUAAUAUCUAAAAUGCGUGGAACUUUUGCUGACAAAGAAAAGAAGAAAGAAAAGAAAAAAGCCAAAACUGUGGAACAGACUGCAACAACCGCAAACAAAAAGCCUGGCCAGGGAACUCCAAAUUCAGCUAAUACCCAAGGAAAUACAACACCAAAUCCUCAGGUCCCUGAUUACCCUCCAAACUAUAUUUUAUUCCUUAAUAACUUACCAGAAGAGACUAAUGAGAUGAUGUUAUCCAUGCUGUUUAAUCAGUUCCCUGGCUUCAAGGAAGUACGUCUGGUACCAGGGAGGCAUGACAUUGCUUUUGUUGAAUUUGAAAAUGAUGGGCAGGCUGGAGCUGCCAGGGAUGCUUUACAGGGAUUUAAGAUCACACCAUCCCAUGCUAUGAAGAUCACCUAUGCCAAGAAAUAACAUUUGGGACAGUCAUCUUUAAAGGACUUGGUGUUAUUUAUAGUGUUUGUUUUGGUAACAUUUGGCUGGGUCAUUUUAAUAGUUAGAGAUUAGGGGGAGUAAAAGUGAAAUUUUUGUGAAGGACUUAAAUUAUCCAGUGUUUCUUUAGCCUUGGUGAACUAUGAAAUACGAAGACCUUAAUUUUGUACAAUAAACUUUGUAUUCUGUGUAUAUAAUGCUUUCUUUAUUGACCCAUUGCCCUAUCAUCAGAUGACUGUUCUGGUCUAGAACACACUUAAGGUUUAUAAAAUUGUAUAAUAGGAUGCUUUUCUAGUGUUAUUUUGGUGGAGCUAAUGAUACAACAUCAUUGAACCAUUUUAAUAAAAGUUAAGUAGAAUUAGAUCACAGAAGUUAGUAGACGACUGUUGUAUUAAUGGUAAUAAUGAUUGUUCUGGGUAUUAGAAGAAAAUGAGACCUAGGCGGGAUCUAAAUUUGAUCUUUGUAUCCUUUUAAGAAAUGAAUAUAUUAUUUUGCUGGUAGUAGGGAUUCCACAGGUUUUCUUCAUUCAGUAUUAAAUAAAGGCUGUGUUUACUGUUUACCGAG